AUUUAUAAAGUGAGAUAUAACUGCCGACGUACUAAGAUAACAGAAAACCAGUUUUCUUAAAACUGAAAAGAAUUUCCAAAAGCAUCCAUUUCUGUUUGAUAAAUCAACCCUCAUUUGGUCAGUAAAGCAUAGCAAGCCGCCAAAUCUCCAUUCUCUACUACCAUUUUUGAAAAUGGGGGAUCGCGUGGAGACAUUUGCUUAUUUCAAAAAGAAAUUAGGUGUUUUAUCGGUGGAUACUAGGUUGAAAUGGAUAGCCGAAGGAAAGACGAAUCCAACAAUGGAUAUUUCUUUUGAUGCAAUAGCGAAUUUGCAAAUGACGCCGGCAUCAUCUGCAAAGAUAAUGGUUCGUGUUUUUAUUAUUAUGAAUAAAGGUGAAGAGCCUACGCCCUUGGUUUUUAGUUUCACAGGCUUAAAUAAUGCUCGUCAAAACUGUGAAAUGAUUACAGCUGAACUUCAGAAAGCGAUUACAAGGCAACGGGACAAUACAGUCUCGGAAGCAAAAUCAUUUGGAGUGGAAUCCUUGAAUGAGAAGAACCUGAUGGAGGAUAUUGAUCUCCAAGAAUCACUUUUAACUAAUAACGGUGAGAUGUUUCAUACAUUUAAAGAAGCUGUUAUGAAAGGCCACUUGAGUAACGAGCAAUUUUGGUCUACUCGAUUGCAUUUGUUACGCGCUCAUGCCGUGGAAAGAUCACAACAAAAGGGCCCCUACAAUGUUUUAUCUUCAAUAAAACCAAAAACAGUGGAUAAUCAAAUGAAAGUCUCAUUGACCCGCCAGCAGAUUCAUGAUAUGUUUGAACAGCAUCCACAACUUCGAAAAGUUUAUGACAAGCAUGUCCCUCCAUUAGCUGAAGGAGAGUUUUGGAGUAGAUUUUUUCUAUCGAAACUAUGUAAAAAAUUUCGUGGAGACCGGAUUACACCUAUGGAUCCUUAUGAUGACAUUAUGGAUCAGUAUUUAGAUGUUGAUGAGGAAAAUCCAACUAGGAAGGACGAACCUCCUCCUUCUCAUGUACUGGAUAUUGAAGGAAACAUACAAAAUGCGAGUGUACUCGCCGAGUUACGACCAGAUGUUACCAUGCGUAUAGACAAGGAAGCCAUUCCUUUUAUGAAAAAUAUAAACCAAUUGUCGGAAAGACUUUUGGAAAAAAGCCUUGGCAGUUCGAAGCGUUUAAAAACAGAAACUGAACAUCAAUACUUGCAAGAGUCUGGUUUCCAUGAUCUAGAAGAAGAUCCCAAAGAUCCUAAAGUUAUUCUAAAUAUCCAAGAACAGGAUCAAUUCUUAGAAAAAAAUUUUGCCCCUUCCUCAAAGCAAUCGACGGAGGAACCUCUUCCUUCUCUUGAAGUAUUACAAGGCCUUUACCAGGAGGAAUCUGUGGAAUUGGAUAAUACUGAUCGCGACGUAAAUGCUUUGGCAGAAGCUGCUCAACAGCUCACGCAUGCUAUGAGAGAAAAGCAUGAGUUUGAGACUCAUGGUACAGAUAUGAAUGUCCCGAAAGAUAUAAGAGAAGAGGUAUCAAUGUGUCAUACUGUUAGCGUUGAAUUUCUACAUCAGUUUUGGAGUGCCUUGUUUAGUCCAAACUAUUCUGAUAAAAAAGUCAUGGCCCCUUUACAACAAGCAUUAUUAAAUUCUAAAGUCCGUGUAGAUGCCAUUGUUUCUCAGGCAAAAAAGCGAAAUGUUGAUCCAACAUAUAUUUAUCAGUUGGUUUCGUCGAUCCUUUCAUCAAUAGAUGUCGCAUUGCAGGAAUAUCAAAAAAGGUCAACUAUGGUUUCUUCAAGUUGAAGCCCGUGUUCUCUGUAAAUAUCUCUUCACUUUUGAUCAUCAUGCCCGUUUUACGACUGACUAUUACUUAAUGAAAUGUUUGAACCUCAUUUUUGAAAAUAGAUAUUAUAAAUUAAAAUUUGAUUUAAGCUUUAAAAUGUGUUUUCGUUGUU
This is a messenger RNA of Schizosaccharomyces octosporus yFS286, 1929 nucleotides long. RefSeq names its product transcription factor TFIIH complex subunit Tfb1. Gene Ontology annotation, biological process: transcription by RNA polymerase II; nucleotide-excision repair; transcription by RNA polymerase I. NCBI's taxonomy places the organism in Eukaryota, Fungi, Ascomycota, Schizosaccharomycetes, Schizosaccharomycetales, Schizosaccharomycetaceae. The coding region runs from base 173 to 1777 and encodes 534 amino acids. The record is from RefSeq and is a predicted model, not a curated record. The transcript has 6 exons. Gene Ontology annotation, cellular component: transcription factor TFIIH core complex; transcription factor TFIIH holo complex.